GUUUUUUAGAGAUUUGAAAAGAAGAGAGAGUUUGUGUGUGUGUCUGUUUAGGAUAAAAAUAUUCAGAGGGAAGAAGGAGAUGGGUGAAGAGAAGCCAAUUAGGUUACUUAAUUUCGUCUCUGAGGAACAGUUAGAGGAAUCGAAGAAAGAAAGAGGGGAAAGAGUUGAGGAUGGAACCUUCCAAAGAGACAGGGCUUUGUUCGAGAUAUUGAAAGAGAACAAAGACAAGAAGGACGCUGAGUUUAAUGAACGCUUCAAGCAUAGACCACCCAAAGCUCUUGAUGAAGAUGAGACUGAGUUUCUCGAUAAGCUCGCCAUGUCAAAGAAGGAAUAUGAACGGAAAUUAGCUGAUGAAGAAGAACAACAACUUCGUAGUUUCCAGGCAGCAGUUGCAGCAGCACGAACAGCGAUGCCUCAGGAACCAAUAGAAGCUGCAAUGCCACCACCACCACCAGCUCCAACCACUAAAGAAAACAAAACAACGGGGAAGAGAAACACUGCGACUCGUCCAUUUAAUGCCAUCAUAAGAGUCAAGUCACAACCGAAGAAGGUUAAAGCGACAGAGGAGGAAGAGAAGAAAGAUAUCUCAGGGAAUGAUAAACCGGUUAGCCAAACCGACAGGACUUCUGCAGAAGCCAAUGUCACUCCUAAAGCUUUGCAAACAGGUUUAUCCUUAGUCUCGUAUAGUGAUGAAAGUGAAGAUGAUGAUUAGCAAUUUUUUGUUUCACUGAACGAGAAUCGACAUACACUCACAAGACAUCAUCUUGAUAUUAAUUAAUUUGUUAUGAUUUCCUUUCUCCA
This is a messenger RNA of Eruca vesicaria subsp. sativa (arugula), 801 nucleotides long. Lineage: Eukaryota; Viridiplantae; Streptophyta; Magnoliopsida; Brassicales; Brassicaceae. The record is from the annotation of a GenBank genome assembly.